AUGGAAAGAGGAUAUACAAGAGCUCAACGGCGUCAACGAGUUGAAGAGGUCAUCACUGAAAUGAAUUUGGUUGAUUGCCAAACAACAUUGAUUAGGAUCCCAAACCGAACCAAGGGAAUUUCUGUUGGUGAAAAGAAGCGUUUAGCGUUUGCAUGUGAGGUGCUCACUGAUCCUUCAAUUCUUUUCUGUGAUGAGCCAACACGUGGUCUUGACUCGUUCAUGGCACAACAAGUUGUUACUUGUCUUCUUCGCUUGGCCGCUCAAGGGAAAACUAUUGUCACUGCCAUUCAUCAACCGUCAGCUGAAGUCUUUCAAAUGUUUCACAAAGUAUGUUUUAUGGCUAAUGGUCGAUCCGCGUUUCAUGGACGAGCCUCUGGAAAUUUUAUCCUUUUUGGAAGCAAUCAUGACGAUCAUAUUGAGCGAGUUUAUUUA
Molecule: messenger RNA, 432 nt
Organism: Mesorhabditis belari
Lineage: Eukaryota; Metazoa; Nematoda; Chromadorea; Rhabditida; Rhabditidae
Source: the annotation of a GenBank genome assembly